Molecule: messenger RNA, 3594 nt
Organism: Melozone crissalis (California towhee)
Lineage: Eukaryota; Metazoa; Chordata; Aves; Passeriformes; Passerellidae
Gene: ALPK1
Product: alpha kinase 1
Exons: 13
Coding region: 1-3594 (1197 amino acids)
Biological process (GO): protein phosphorylation
Molecular function (GO): protein serine/threonine kinase activity; ATP binding
Source: RefSeq, a predicted model, not a curated record
AUGAGCGGGCAGAGCGCCGUGGCCGCGCUGCUGCAGCAGUGCCAGCGGGCCCUGGACACCGAGCUGCUGCCCCGGGCUCCGGGAGAGGCGGAGCAGCGGGAAUACCGGCGGUGCCAAGCUCUGCUUCCUGAGGAGCUGAGGAGCCUGCUGGAGGAGGCAAAGGAAAUGAAGUGGCCCUUUGUGCCGGAGAGAUGGCAGUACAAACAAGAGCUGGGCCCAGAAGACAAAACAAACCUGCAAGAUAUGAUCAGCGCCAGGCUGCCUGACUUGCUGACUUUUCUGAAGGCCUCCAUCGUGGUCCGGGACAGCAGCACGGCCACGGCCGUGGUGUUCCUGCUGGACCGCUUCCUGUACUGGCUGGACGCCUCCAGCCGGCUGCUGCGGCUGGCCAAGGGGCUGCACCGCCUGCAUCCCGGCGCUCCCAUCAGCCCGCAGCUGCUCAUCCGCCAGGCUCGCCUCGCCGUCAACGCAGGGAAACUUUUAAAAGCUGAAUAUAUCCUGAGCAGCCUGAUUAAUGACAACGGAGCAACGGGAACGUGGCGAUACGCCGAGGAGAGUGAUCGGGUUCUUGUUCAGGCAGUCUGCCUGCAAAUCAGGGGACAGAUCCUGCAAAAGCUUGGGAUGUGGUAUGAGGCAGCAGAGCUGGUCUGGGCUUCCAUCGUUGGAUACUUCCAACUUCCUCAGCCAGAUAAAAAGGGAAUUGCCACAUCCUUGGGUAUUAUGGCAGACAUCUUUGCUUCCAUGGAUGAGCAGGAUUAUGCACGCUUCAAAACCAAUGCUGACAUUGACCUGAGCCUCCUGCAGGAGUUCAACCACCGCUUGUUAUCGGCGGCCGAGGCCUGCAAGCUGGCAGCUGCCUACAGCCAGUACACCCCCCUGUUUGUCCUCACGGCCGUGAACAUCCGUGGGAUGUGUCUGCUGUCCUACAGCCACUCCAAGGACUGUCCCCCGGAAAAGAGAGAGUUCUACUUGUCUGCAGCCAAAGAAUCCUUCGAGGUGGGGCUGCUCACCAAGGAGGAGCAGAGUGCCAUCACCAGCAGGCAGGAGCUGCACAGUUUCAUCAAAGCCUCCUUCUGCCUGGCCACUGUGCACCGCUGGCUCCACGGGGACAGCCAGGAGCUCCAUGGGGUCACCCAGCUGUGCAGGGAAGCCCUGGGCAAGCUGCACUCCUACAGCACCUCCUUCCCAGAGGAGGAAGAGAAGGGGAUGCUUGCCAGAGAGAUCAUGUCUCUGGUUGCAGCUGUGAAGAGGCGCCUGCGGGUGGGAGGCUUCCCCAAUUCCGACGCCAGGUCUUACGUCCCAGACAGUUAUAAAGGCUCGGUACAAAAACCUGUCCUGCAAGGGGAAGCCAGCUUUGAGAAAAUCCUUGCCAAGCAUUCCCAGCACCACCUGUCAGUGUGCCAAGUGUUUGAAAAAACUUGCAGGAUUCAUAAAACCACGCAGGGAGAGAUCCAGGUGGGAGCUUGUAUCACAACCCUGAGAACAGAGACCAAAACCAUGGACACCCUGUGUACUGCUGAAGACACAGCUCAGCAGAGGAGUGGUGCUGUGAAAAUCCUGGGCUCACCAACAGCAGGAAACAGCUCAGAGGGACUCAGUGGCAAAAGAAAUCAAGACAUUGGCUCUGGUGUGAUGAAAAUUUCUUUUGAAGAAGAGAUGGAGCCGUUAGAAAUGACAAUAAACAGUGAAAAAGAUGUUUUCAGCAGAGGGCAAGACAGGAGCCAAAGCACUACUUCUGAGAACUCUUGGUGCAAGCUGUCCAAAUGCAGUUACUCUUCCAGCUGGGAGGAGCUGAGUUGUAAUAGCAGCAGAGAGUCUCUCAGGGACGGGCAGCAAGGGCAGAAGGGCUCAGUGGAGGAGCAGUGCUGCACCACAGAGCCCAAUGGAAGCGGCCAGGACAUGCCCCUGUGCUCCUUACCUCCCAGAGCCUGGCAUCCUGCUCCUCGGGAGCCCCUCCGUGGCUCUGGGGGGUCUCCUCAGCAUUCCUCAGAGGGGUGUGCCCCUCGAUCAGGGAGGAUGGUGGAGAAGGAGCCUCUCUGCGGAGAAGAGCUGCAGGAGGGAAGGCACCGUGGAAGGAGCUCCUCAAAAGAGAAAUCAAAGGGCUCAAACAAUGAGUUUCCUUCCCUCUCCAUCUCCUACUCUGUUCCUACAAGGCAGGAGAAGUCCUUUUCCUGUGCCGAGCUGAGCUGCAGGACCAAGGACAGCAGCAGGGAGGGAAGCAUCGGUCGCUUUGAGUGUCUCCACUCGGGAGAACCUGCAGACAGCACCGAGGGUCCCUCGUUUGAGGCACAGCCCCCCCAGGACAGGAGCCCUUCUGCACCAUCAACAAACAUCGGGCUGAAAACAGGCAGUGACUCCUCUGUGCCUGGCUGGGUGAGCACAUCUGCCAGGCUGGGGAACAGAUCUCUGCAGGUGCCUCAGGUUGACACCCAGGCAGAAACAAUGGAUGACCCUGAAUUUGAGCUCAUCAGCCUGGGAGACUUGCUAAAGGAUUAUCCUGCAGCACUGGCUCCAAAGCACGGAGCAACUCCCAGUCUGCCAACAGCUUUGCCCUCCCUGGGAAAGAUACCCACAACCAAACACUUUGACUGUGCCACUACAGAGGAGGAUGAAGAGAAGUCUCAGGAUGUGCUGGGCAGCAGGGGACAGUCCAGUUCCUCUCUGAGUUCAGGGAUCACAUCAGCACUAAUGGCCACGAGCCGCCCUGCAGGUUCAGUCCCAAGGGGAAGUGGCAUUGCCUUCAUGCCUGGCAGAGUGAAGGAAGAGCUCCUGGAUGCUCGCUUUCUGAGGGAUGAUGAUUACAGGCAGCUCCUGGCAGGGGUGGAGCAUCACUGGCUUGUCCAGAGACUGAUGCCUACUGGGAUCUUUAAGAGCAAAGAGCUUCACAAAGCAUACUCUGCCCUUCUUCUGAAAUACUCCAAGAAAUCAGGGCUGUGGACAGGCCAGGAGACAGCUGUGUUCAUUGGGGACUACCUGAACGUGGCCAAGGAGGGCAAGCAGAGAAAUGCCUUUUGGAUACACUUCCUGCACCAAGAAGAAAGCCUGGGAAGGUAUGUUGGGAAGGAAUACAAAGAGGAAAAAGGACUCCUCCAUCAUUUCAGUGACGUGGAGCGACAGAUGACAGCCCAGUACUACGUGACAGAGUUCAACAAGAGGCUGUAUGAGCAGAAGGUCCCUACCCAAAUCUUUUACAUCCCCUCUGCAGUCCUCCUGAUUCUGGAAGACAGAAUUAUAAAAGGAUGUGUGAGUGUGGAGCCCUACAUCCUGGGGGAGUUUGUGAAGCUCUCCAACAACACCAAGGUGGUGAAGAAUGAGUACAAGGCCACGGAGUAUGGUCUGGCUUACGGCCACUUCUGCUACGAGUUCUCCAAGGGAACUGACGUGGUCGUUGACCUUCAAGGUUGGGUGACAGGUAACGGGAAAGGCCUCAUCUACCUCACAGACCCCCAAAUUCACUCCCUCAAUAGCAAAGACUCACGCUCCAACUUUGGGAAGAAAGGAAUUUACUACUUUUUUAAUGAUCAACACGUGGAGUGCAACGAGAUCUGUAGCUGCCUGUCCUUGACAAGGCCCUCUGUGGAGCUGCUGGCCUAG